Messenger RNA from Pogoniulus pusillus (Red-fronted tinkerbird), 1422 nucleotides. Its product is annotated as borealin-2-like. The transcript is spliced from 10 exons. NCBI's taxonomy places the organism in Eukaryota, Metazoa, Chordata, Aves, Piciformes, Lybiidae. The coding region runs from base 16 to 1086 and encodes 356 amino acids. Gene Ontology annotation, biological process: mitotic sister chromatid segregation. The record is from RefSeq and is a predicted model, not a curated record. Gene Ontology annotation, cellular component: spindle midzone; chromosome passenger complex; chromosome, centromeric region.
CACCCCCGUCCUCAGAUGCCGUCGACUUCUGGGUUACCUUCCCUCCGCGCCUCAGCGCCACAGGCGGGAGCCUCCCGGGCAGCCCCUCACAAAGCGCCGGGCCGCGCGCUCCCGCCGCCCGGGAGGGUGUGUCCGCAGGGCCCGGGGGAGGAGGAGGGGAGGGAGAAACUCCCGCUCAAAAAAGCUUCCCGGAGCACUGCGUUUGUCCAGCGGCUUGCAGGCAUGUCUCUGAGGAAGCCCGUGGGCAAGCGUCGCAGCACCGACUCGGGUGUGGAGUCCGACCGCGGGGCUCUGUCCCAGGAGAAGAAGGAUCAGCGCAUCACCCUCUUUCUCAGCGAUUUCGACCAGCAGGCCAAGGAAAAUAUCCAAGAAAUGAAGAAAGAGCUUGAUUCGCUUUUGCAAACAGCUGAGAAGGCAUUUACGGUGGAGCUUUUGAAGAUGCCAGAUGCCAUCAGGAAAAUGAAAAGAAAAGACUUGCUUAAUUUGCAAGGAGGGGAGGAAAUGGCUCUUGCUGCUGCAGUGACUGACUGCUCUCUAGAAGACAUACCAAAUCCAAAAUUGGUGAGGACCAACAGCAAAAAAGUUAAGGUAACUACAAUUGUUGAAUAUGAAGAUGCCAAACAUAUUUCUGCGAAGGAAAUACCUAAAAAAGUUUCCAAAACCAAGUCAUUGAUUUCAUUGGCUUCUGGUUUAAAUAGCAAACUGAACCCUCUUUCUAGGUCUGCUCACUCUUCUGCAUGUGUGACUGAUGCCAUUAAGUCUCUUGCUUCUGACUGCAGUACCACAAAUUUAAAAGCCACACCAAAGAUAUGUAAAAGUGCUGGACUACAACACGCUGUCUCAAGAAGUGUACCUACUCGUGGAAGAGUUCAAGGCAUGUUACUAAGAAGUAAAUCAGUACCCCAAGAUAAAACUGUUCCAUUUGUAAACAUUCCCCUGGCUGAUGGACAGACACUCUGUACAGCUGGUGGAGACCUACAUAAUAUUGAUGUGCAACUACUAAAUCAAGAUACAGUACAGCAUAUUCAUAACUUAGUGAGUGAGUUGACUGUACUGUGUGGAAAGGCAACAGCUAAACCAAGUUAAUGGAACUGUCUUGUGACUACAGCUCUUGCUGCCUUUCAAGUGUUGAGAGAAUGUCUGUAGCAUCUUAAUAAAGCUAGAUAUUAGUAUAUGUUUUAUUAAAAAAUCGUGUGAUAUGUAUUAUUUGUUACAUCUGUGAAGGAGAAAACUCCCUUUCCAACUUAUGAAAGGCUUUGUUAACAUCUAAUCUCAAUUUACAGUAAAAUAAAUAUAGUAAGAGGUGGUAUGUAGCAAAUAGACUUUAACUCUGGUAUUCAGAACAGGACCUUUUGGUUAUUUUUACAUAACUAUUCUUAAGUAGGUAUCUCUUCAACACCAUUCUUCCAUAGGUGUUGCAAG